CUGACGUCUCAGUCAGUCACGUGACGCUUCUGAGCAAUACAAAGCGUCAUGGCGGACGGUGUCUGAGGAGGGUGAGAAACGGAGGACGGAGUCUGAACAGAGGAGAGAGAAACUCAGUGAAGAGGAGGCAACAUGAGUUCUUCACAACAGAAACCAGGAGGCAGACAGAGACCGAGACCUCACCGCUGUGUUCAGUGUGACAAAGCCUUCACGUCAACACAACACCUGAGGGAUCAUCAGAGCGUCCACACUGGGGAGAAACCGCAUCACUGUGACCAGUGUGGGAAGACCUUCACUCAGCUGAGCAGCCUGAGGACGCACAGCCGGAUCCACAGCGGAGAGAAACCGUACAGCUGCGACGACUGUGGGAAAUCCUUCACUCAGUCAAACACUUUAAAGCUCCACCGGCGCAGACACUCCGGAGAGAAACCGUACAGCUGCGAGCACUGCGGGAAGAGCUUCACCGACUCGUUUUCAUGCCAGCAACACCGACACGUGCACACCGGUGAGAAACCUUUCCGGUGUCAGCUCUGCACCAAGACCUUCCUCACUCAGUCCAAUCUGACGAGACACCAGCGCAUUCACACCGGAGAGAAACUCUACCCCUGCGAGUUGUGUGGACGCCGCUUCAGCCAUUACUCCUCAUACACGGUCCACCAGCGGAUCCACAGCGGAGAGAGACCAUACCGCUGUCGCUUCUGCGACAAAACCUUCACGUCGUCGACCAACCACUCCGAACACGAGCGCGUCCACACGGGGGAGAAACCGUACAGCUGCGACGAGUGCGGGAAGAGUUUCAGUCACAUCACGACGUGUUUGCUGCACAAACGAGUCCACAGCGGAGACAAACCGUACGGCUGCCAGCACUGCGGGAAAAGCUUCGUCACGUCAUCGAAUCUGACGCGACACGUUCGGACUCACACCGGAGAGAAACCGUACUGGUGCGACCGGUGCAAGAAACACUUCACGUUCUCCAAUCAGCUGAAGAGACACCGCUGCAUCUGAGCAGAUUAAUUAUUAACUUACGAACCCCGAAAGAUACUGAGUUUAUAUUAAUAGUUAUUGUUUGAUUGAUGAAUUAUUUCAGUUCCAGUUUGACUUGAAAUGUGUCAGAAAACAGUGAAACGUCUGAGGUCGAAAAACAGGAAACUGAAGCUGUGACUUUGUUUCUCGUUCUUUAAAAUGCGAUGAACUUUCCUAGAUUAUUUCAGCAGAAUCUCGUGAUCUGUUGCUGUAAAAAGUUUAUUAACUUAU
Lates calcarifer (barramundi perch) is the source of this 1254-nucleotide messenger RNA. RefSeq names its product zinc finger protein 675. The record is from RefSeq and is a predicted model, not a curated record. The transcript is spliced from 3 exons. Lineage: Eukaryota; Metazoa; Chordata; Actinopteri; Centropomidae. Bases 133 to 1005 code for a protein of 290 amino acids.